Molecule: messenger RNA, 9308 nt
Organism: Heterocephalus glaber (naked mole-rat)
Lineage: Eukaryota; Metazoa; Chordata; Mammalia; Rodentia; Bathyergidae
Source: RefSeq, a predicted model, not a curated record
AUGGGCACCAGGAGCAGGAGCUGGGCGCUGGCCUGGGCCCUCGUGGCCCUGCUCGUGGUGCGGCUGGCAGAGACCCAGACGCCGGCAGAGCUGAGCCUGGGGAACACAGAGCCCACCUCGGUGGACAGCGCCUAUCCCACGGCCUCGCCUGCCCGGCGCCUGACCUUCAUCCCACCCCUCGCCGUCUUCCCCAGUGUGAGCCCCCUGAACCCCGCGCACACGGGGCGCGUCUGCAGCACCUGGGGCGACUUCCACUACAAGACCUUCGAUGGUGCUGUCUUCCGCUUCCCCGGCCUCUGCAACUACGUGUUCUCCUCGCACUGCGGCGCCGCCUACGAGGACUUCAACGUGCAGCUGCGCCGGGGCCUCGCAGGCUCCAGGCCCACCAUCACCCACGUCGUGCUCAAGGCACAGGGGCUGGUGCUGGAGCUAUCCAACGGCUCCGUCCUGGUCGACGGGCAGCGGGAGGACCUGCCCUACAGCCGUGCUGGGCUCCUGGUGGAGCAGAGCAGUGACUACGUGAAGGUCAAUGUCCGGCUGGUCCUAACCUUCCUGUGGAACGGAGAGGACAGUGCUCUGCUGGAGCUGGACCCCAAGUUUGCCAACCAGACCUGCGGGCUAUGCGGAGACUUCAACGGGCUCCCCGAUGUCGGCGAGUUCUAUGUGCACAACGCCAGGCUGAGCCCUCUUCAGUUCGGGAACCUGCAGAAGCUAGACGGUCCCACGGAGCAGUGCCAGGACCCGCUGCCCUCACCACCCGACAACUGCACGGAUGGGGGGGACUUCUGCCGCCGCAUCCUGUUUGGCCCGGCCUUCACUGAGUGCAAUGGGCUGGUGGAUGCCAGUGUGUACGCGGCUGCCUGUGCCCAGGACCUGUGCCGCUGCCCCACGUGCCCCUGUGCCACCUUUGCCGAGUACUCCCGUCAGUGCGCCCAUGGGGGGGGCCAGCCGCAGAACUGGAGGGGCCCCGACCUUUGCCCCCCGACGUGCGCGCCCGGCAUGCAGCACCAGGAGUGCGGCUCGCCCUGCACCGACACCUGCUCCAACCCCCAGCGCUCCCAGCUGUGCGAGGACCACUGUGUGGAUGGCUGCUUCUGCCCCCCAGGCACGGUGCUGGACGACAUCACGCACGCCGGCUGUGUGCCGCUGCCUCAGUGCCCCUGCACGCAUGCCGGCCGCACCUUUGCCCCUGGGACCUCCUUCACCACCAGCUGCAGCUCCUGCACCUGCUCUGAGGGGCUGUGGCAGUGCCAGGAGCAGCCGUGCCCAGGCACCUGCUCCGUGCGAGGUGGGUCCCACAUCUCCACCUAUGAUGAGAAGCUCUACGAUGUGCACGGCGACUGCAGCUACGUCCUGUCCAAGAGAUGCACGGACAGCACCUUCACGGUGCUGGCUGAGCUGCGGAAGUGCGGCCUGACAGACACUGAGAACUGCCUCAAAGCAGUGACGCUCAGCCUCAAUGACGGGAACACGGCCAUCCGCGUCCAGGCCAGUGGCGCUGUGUUCAUGAACUCCAUCUACACCCGGCUGCCCGUGUCGGCAGCCAACAUCACCGUCUUCAAGCCCUCAUCCUUCUUCAUCCUGGUGGAGACAGGGCUAGGCCUGCAGCUGCAGGUGCAGCUAGUGCCCCUCAUGCAGGUGCACAUUGCCCUGGACCCCUUGCACCACGGCCAGAUGUGUGGCCUGUGUGGGAACUUCAACCAGAACCAGGCUGAUGACUUCACGGCCCUGAGCGGGGUGGUGGAGGGCACCGGCGCUGCCUUCGCCAACACCUGGAAGACCCAGGCCUCCUGCCCCAACGCCAAGAACAGCUUCGAGGACCCGUGCUCACUCAGCGUGGAGAACGAGAACUACGCCCAGCACUGGUGCGCCCUGCUGAUGGACCCUGCCGGAGUCUUCUCUGCCUGCCACUCCUCCGUGAACCCUGAGCCCUUCCACUCGAACUGCAUGUUCGACACCUGCAACUGCGAGCGGAGCGAGGACUGCCUGUGCGCGGCGCUGUCCUCCUACGUGCACGCCUGCGCCGCCAAGGGCGUGCUGCUCCGCGGCUGGCGGGACGGCGUCUGCACCAAGUACAUGAGCAGCUGCCCCAAGUCCCAGAGCUACGCAUACGUGCUGGACGCCUGCCAGCCCACCUGCCGCGGCCUGAGCGAGGCCGAUGUCACCUGCGGCGUGUCCUUCGUGCCCGUGGACGGCUGCGCCUGCCCGGCAGGCACCUUCCUGGAUGAGGCGGGCACGUGCGUGCCGGCCCACGAGUGCCCCUGCUACUUGCGUGGCAGCGUGGUGGCGCCUGGGGAGGUGGUGCAGGAUGACGGUGUGGUCUGCUCGUGUGCGAGCGGGAAGCUAAGCUGCCUGGGAGCCCUGCUGCAGAGCAGCCCAGGUUGUGCGGCGCCCAUGGUGUACCUGGACUGCAGCAAUGCCUCGGCCGGCACCCCUGGGGCCGAGUGCCUCCGAAGCUGCCACACGCUGGACGUGGAAUGCUUCAGCACACACUGCAUCUCGGGCUGCGUGUGCCCCCCGGGGCUGGUGUCCGACGGGCGUGGGGGCUGCGUGGCCGCGGAGGACUGUCCCUGCAUGCACAACGAGGCCAGCUACCGGCCCGGGGAGACCAUCCGCGUCGGCUGCAAUACCUGCACCUGCAGGAACCGGCGCUGGGAGUGCAGCAGCCGGCCCUGCCUGGGCACCUGUGUGGCCUACGGGGACGGCCACUUCAUCACCUUCGACGGCGAGCGCUACAGCUUCGGAGGCAGCUGCGAGUACACGCUGGCCCAGGACUACUGCAGGGGCAACGGCAGCGCCAAGGGGACCUUCCGCAUCGUCACCGAGAACGUCCCCUGCGGAACCACGGGGACCACCUGCUCCAAGGCCAUCAAGAUCUUCGUGGAGAGCUAUGAGCUGAUCCUCCAUGAAGGGGGCUUCAAGGUGGUGGAAAGGGGGCAGAGCAGCGACCUGCCCUACAAGGUCCGCUACAUGGGCAUCUUCUUGGUCAUUGAGACCCGCAGCGGGAUGGCUGUGUCCUGGGACCGGAAGACCAGUGUGUUCAUCCGCCUGCCACAGAGUUACAAGGGCAGGGUCUGUGGCCUGUGUGGGAACUUCGAUGACAAUGCCAUCAACGACCUGACCACGCGCAGCCAGGCCGUGGUGAGCGACGCGCUGGAGUUCGGAAACAGCUGGAAGUUCUCGCCCACCUGCCCAGAUGCCAGGGCACCCCAGGACCCCUGCACGGCCAACCCAUACCGCAAGGGCUGGGCCCAGAGGCAGUGCAGCAUCAUCAACAGCGCCACCUUCGCCGCCUGCCGCUCCCAGGUCGACUCCACCAAGUACUACGAGGCCUGUGUGCGUGAUGCGUGCGCCUGUGACUCGGGGGGCGACUGCGAGUGCUUCUGCACUGCUGUGGCCGCCUACGCCCAGGCCUGCCACGACGUGGGCGUGUGCGUGUCCUGGAGGACGCCCGACAUCUGCCCGCUGUUCUGCGACUACUACAACCCCACUGGGGAGUGCGAGUGGCACUACCAGCCCUGUGGGGCGCCCUGCCUGCGCACCUGCCGGAACCCCAGUGGCCGCUGCCUGGUUGACCUGCCGGGGCUUGAAGGCUGCUACCCUAAGUGCCCGCCUAGCCAACCCUUCUUCAGUGAGGACCAGAUGCAGUGUGUGGCCCAGUGCGGCUGCUACAGUGAGGAUGGAAAGUACUACGACAUCGAAGCACAGGUCCCCACGGCUGAGAACUGCCAGCGCUGCCGCUGCACCCCAGAUGGCCUCCAGUGCACUCACAGCCUCGAGGCCUGCACGUGCACCUAUGAGGACCGGACCUACAGCUACGGAGACCUCGUCUACAACACCACUGAUGGCCUUGGCGCCUGCUUAACGGCUAUCUGUGGAGACAACGGGACCCUUAUCCGCAGGGUGGUGGAGUGUCCCGGAACCCCGUCUACCACACCAUUCACCUUCACCACCACCUCCAACGUCCUCCCCACCACAGGCUCCGUGCCCACCGCCUCUACCGUGUGUGUCCGAAAGGUCUGCCGCUGGUCCCCCUGGCUCGAUGGGGACCACCCAGAGCCCGGCAUGGGAGGUGGGGACUUCGAGAUGCUCACCAGACUGAGGGAGCAGGGGUACCCACUGUGCCUGGCACCUGCUGCCAUCGAGUGCCGUGCGGAGCAGUUCCCAGGGUCACCCCUGCAAGAGCUGGGCCAGAAGGUGGACUGUGAUCCAGCCAAGGGUCUGAUCUGCCUCAACAGUGAGCAGAGCCCCCCACUCUGCCACAACUACCAGCUGCGGGUCCUGUGCUGUGAUCCUGUGCCCUGCAGCUCCUCCCCAGCUCCCCCUACCUCCACAACAACACUCACCACUCCCUGGGCCCUGUCCAGCCCCACCCUGACCUCAUCCAGCAGAGGGAUCACCACAUCCACGGCACUCAGCUCUCUGUUGACCACAGAGCUUACCCUACAGACCAGGUCCCGCUCAUCAGCCACACCCAAAACUGACUGGGUCAGUAGCACCCUUGCCCCCAGUACCUCUACCUGCCGGCCCCAAUGCCAGUGGACAGAGUGGUUCGACGUGGACUACCCCAAAUCUGAGAGGGCCGGGGGAGACAUGGAGACCUACGAAAGGAUCAGAGCUGCGGGGGGAGCCCUCUGCCCACAGCCUGAGGACAUCGAGUGCCGGGCCCAGAACUACCCCUCAAAGACCCCCGAGGAGCUAGGACAGCACGUGCACUGCAACCUCAGCUUCGGCCUCGUGUGCCACAACCAGGAACAGGAGGGAGUGUUCCACAUGUGCUACAACUACAGGAUCCGCGUUCUGUGCUGUGAUGACAUCAGCCACUGCAAGAGCCUGCGCACCAACACCCCAAUGGCCACCACACUGAUUACGGCCAGUAACACACAGGGGACAGCUACCACCACAGUGAGCACGGCCACCACACCACUGACCACCACACAGGAGACAGCCACCACCACACUGAGGCCAGCCACCACACCACUGAGCACCACACAGAAGACAGCCACCACCACACAGAGCACAGCCACCACACCACUGAGCACCACACAGGAGACAGCUACCACCACACUGAGCACCACACAGGAGACGGCUACCACCACAGUGAGCACCACACAGGAGACGGCCACCACGACACUGAGCACCACACAGGAGACGGCCACCACCACACUGAGAAUGGUCACAACCACGCCACUGAGCACCACACAGAAGACAGCAACCACCACAGUGAGCACGGCCACCACCACACCAUUGAACACCACACAGGAGACGGUCACCACCACACUGAGCACAGCCACAACACCACUGAGCACCACAGAGGAGAUAGCCACCACCAGAGUGAGCACAGCCACCACCACACCACUGAGCACCACACAGGAGACGGCCACCACCACACUGAGAACGGCCACCAGCAAACUACUGAGCACCACACAGAAGCCGGCCACCACCACAGUGAGAACAGCCACCACCACACCACUGAGCACCACACAGGAGACAGUCACCACCACAGUGAGCAGCACACAGGAGACGGCCACUUCCACACUGAGCACGGCCACCACCACACCACUGAGCACCACAGAGGAGACGGCCACCACCACACUGAGCACGGCCACCACUCCCCUGACUGCCAGCAUUGUCCCCACACAACCUCUGGUCACCAGCCUGGUGCAAACGACCACCACACACCGGCCAUCCACCCCCUACACCGAGGUCAGCACACGCAGGAUGCAGACAUCUCUAGGCACCACAACCGAGGCCACUACCAGGCAGGGCACGACCGGCUGCCAGCCCAAGUGCCAGUGGACAGAGUGGUUUGAUGUGGACUUCCCCACGUCGGGGGUCCCAGGUGGGGAUGUGGAGACCUACGACAACAUCAGGGCCGCAGGGGGCAAGAUGUGCCUAGCACCUGAGAAGAUUGAGUGUCGGGCGGAGAACUACCCAGAGGUAAGCAUCGACCAGAUUGGGCAGGUGGUGGUCUGCAGCCUGCAGACUGGGCUGGUGUGCCGCAAUGAGGACCAGACAGGCAUGUUCACUAUGUGCUUCAACUACAACGUGCGUGUGCUCUGCUGCGACCGUAGCCACUGCCCCACCAUGCCGUCUCCCACCUUCACACUGUGGCCUAGUCUCUACACCCAGACCCUGACCACCUUGGCCACCAGCAGGUGGACGGGGACAGGCUUCUCCACAGAGACCAGCACCUGGAGAAGUGCCAGCCUCCCCAUCACCUCCGAGAGUCCCUCUGUGCCUCCCGCCUCCACCAGCAGCCUUCCACACACCUCCGCGCCAUGGACGCCGUGGCCCCUGAGCAGCAGCGCUUCCUCAGCGGUGCCUGUGACUUCCCACCCUCUCAGUACUCUAGGCACCACCCCAGUGCUGACCACCACGGCAGGCCCUCCGCCAGCCACCGGCUCCUUCAGGCCCCCUGCCUCCACCCCAGGCACCGUCCCUACCUCCGGGGUCCCCACCAGCAGCCUGCUGACCUCCAGUGUGUCUGCUGGUCCUUCCUCGAGCCUCACCACACUCGGGCCCACUGCGUCCUCCACGCAGCUCUGCUUCUGCUGGGCGUUUGGACAGCUGUUUUCACCCGGGGACGUCAUCUAUAAUAAGACUGACAGAGCUGGAUGCCACUUCUCCGCCAUCUGCAACCAACACUGUGACAUCGACCGCUUCCAGGGCACCUGCCCCACGUCCCAGCCUCCGAUGCCCUCCACCUCUGUGGCGUCCCCCUCCCCACUCCCUGGCUGUGACAACGCUGUCCCUCCCCGACAGGUGAAUGAAUCCUGGACGCUGGACAACUGCACAGUGGCCAGGUGCGAGGGUGACAACCACGUGGUCCUGCUGCCACCAGAGCCCGUGGCCAACGUGAGCUGUGUGAACAAGCACCUGCCCAUCAGAGUGUGGCACGAGCACCAGCCCUGCCAUUCCCACUACGAGUGCGAGUGCUCCUGCAGCGGGUGGGGGCAUUCGCACUACUCCACGUUCGACGGCACGACCUACUCCUUCCCGGGCAACUGCACCUACAUCCUCGUGAAGGAGAUCCACCCGCGCCACGGGAACCUGAGCAUCCUCUUGCACAGCCACUACUGCGCCACUGGCCCUGGCGCCAGCUGCCCCCGCGCCCUCCAAGUGCUGUACCUGUCCAUGGACAUCAUCCUCACCACUGCCGAUGUGGGGGGUGUGGAGCAGAGCCUGGUCCUGUUCAAUGGAGUGCGAGUGAGCGGGCCCCUCAGCAAGGAUGGGGUGAGCUUGUCCGUGACCGCGGCCACCAACAUGCACAUCGACAUCCCGGCCAUCGGCGUGAGCAUCUCCUUUAGCGGGAGGGUCUUCCAGGUCCGGCUGUCCUACAGCCACUUCAGCCACAACACAGAGGGCCAGUGCGGCACCUGCACCAACAGCCAGAGUGAUGACUGCCGGCGGCCAGACGGCACCAUGGCCCCCACCUGCAAGGACAUGGCUCCGACCUGGCUGGUGCCUGGCAGCAGUGGAGGGGGCUGCAGGCCACCAACCAGCCCACCCCCCAGCGCCAGCCCCCUGCCCCCGGUGCCCAGCAUUUCCACGGCCACCACCUCCACCCCGUGCGCCCCGGGGCCCCUCUGCAAGCUGCUACUGAGCUCGGUCUUCGCCGAGUGCCACGCUUUGGUCCCGCCAGACUCCUUCUUCAGCAGCUGCAUCAGCGACCACUGCCAGGCGGGUGACCGGGAGGUGCCUUGCCAGAGCCUGGCAGCCUAUGCGGCGCUCUGCCGAGCCCGGGGAGUGUGCAUAGACUGGCGCAACGCCACCAGCGGGCUGUGUGAGCUUUCCUGCCCAGCCUCCAAGGUGUACAAGCCCUGCGGCCCCAUGCAUUCAGUCUCCUGUGACUCCAGGAACCAGAGCCCCCUGGAUAAUGGGCUGGCCCUGGCCGAGGGCUGCUUCUGCCCUGGGGACCAGCUCCUCUUCAGCUCACACAUGGACAUCUGCGUGCCAGAAUGCCCUUGUGUGGGGCCAGAUGGACUCCCCAAGUUUCCCGGCCAGCGGUGGGUCAGUGACUGCCAGGCCUGUGUGUGCGACAUGGCCUCGGUGUCCGUGCAGUGCUCGCCCGUGCAGUGCAAGGCCCAGGGCCCUGCCCCACCAUGCGAGCAGCACGGCUUUGUGUUAGUGACCAGGCCGCAGGCUCACAGCCCCUGCUGCCCCGAGACGCUGUGUGUCUGCAACGUGAGCACCUGCCUCCAGGCCCCACCCACAUGUCCCCCGGGCCAGGAGCUGAUCCCGGAGGAAGGCCACUGCUGCCCCACCUUCCGAUGCCAGCCCAGACUCUGCGAGUACAACGGCACCAUCUAUGGGGUUGGUGCAACCUUCCCAGCGCUCUCUCCCUGCCACACGUGCACCUGCCUCUCCGGGCCCAGCCAGGAGCCGGUCGUGCAGUGUGAAGAGCGCACCUGCAGCCCCUGCCCCCAGGGCUUCGUGCACUCCAGGGUGUCUGGGCAGUGCUGUGGGAACUGCGUGCAGGCUGCCUGCUUCACUCCAGAGGGCCAGAUAGUGCAGCCCAACGAGACCUGGGUCGACAACCAUGUGAACAACUGCACCAAGUACCUCUGCGAGGCCCAGAGCGGGGUGCCUGUGCUGACGCCACAGCCCGUGUCUUGCCAGGACGUGUCCCUCUGCAGGGGCAUCCUCAGGAGAACUGGCUGCUGCUACACCUGUGAGACAGAAGAGGAUGCAUGUCAGGUCCACGCCAACGUGACUGUCCUGCGGCACCAGGGCUGCGAGGCUGUGGUCACUGUCACCUUUUGCGAAGGCUCCUGCCCUGGAGUGUCCAAGUACUCCAUGGAGGCCCAGACUGUGCAGCACCAGUGCAGCUGCUGCCAGGAGAGCAGCACCCACCAGCAGGCCGUGACCUUGCAGUGUCCGGACGGCACGGCCAUCUGGCACACCUAUACCCAGGUGGACGCAUGCAGCUGCACCACAGCCUGCAGGCCCUGGCCCAUGAGCCCCAGGGGCGCCUCCGUCUAGGGCCCUGCAGCCCUCAGAGCCAGAGCAGGCUCCACUGACCACCGGGACCUGGGGCCUCUUCUGGGGCCCACGAAGACACGUGAGGCUCCCUCGCCGCUGCCUCCCCAUCCCCUGCAGCACCUGGGGGGGCACUGGACCAGCGAGGCUGUGCUGCAGGAGGGUGCUGGGUGGGGGUCCUGCCCUCAGAGACCCUCAGGCCUCACGCUUCCUGCUGGCACCAAGCAGCCCUGGAGCUGAGCAGCUGGGGGCACGGAGGCCUGUCUGCAAGACCCGGGCCGGAGCUGUGUCAGGCAAGGUGGCCGCUGGCCUGUGUCCGGCCCCAC